Molecule: messenger RNA, 273 nt
Organism: Darwinula stevensoni
Lineage: Eukaryota; Metazoa; Arthropoda; Ostracoda; Podocopida; Darwinulidae
Source: the annotation of a GenBank genome assembly
AUGGGCAUGGUGGAAUGGAGAUGGGAAAGACGAGUGUUAUUGGGUUGUGUCAUGGCAUUCAUGCUAGUUUUGCACCAGACCGCCGCUUUCCCACCAUCUGGCGAUUGGAAAUGGAAAUCCAUGGCCAAGAAAUCCCAAGGCUGGGAAGAGCUGGAAGGAAUCAUCCUAUACACAUCCCUUGGAUUUAUGCUGUGGACGUACGGAGAUCCACUGGACAUCCACAUGAAACAUGCAACAGAUGCCAUCAUGCAACGCCUACUGGACAUUUGCUAG